AUGUCUGAUAGUAUUCUUGAAUCAAUUGAAAGAGAAUCAAAAUCGAUUAAAGAUAAAGGAGUUAUUCCUCAUUUGGUAGUUAUCUAUAUUGGAGAUAACCCACAAAUAGAUAGUUAUGUUAGAAAAAAGAGAGAAGCAUGUGAAAGAGUUGGCUUUAAAUUUACAUUGGAUCGAUUUUCGAGUACGGUACAACAAGACCAAAUCAUCAAGCGUAUUCAAUAUCAUUCACAGGAUACGUCAGUGUCUGGUAUCAUCCUUCAAUUACCAUUGCCCGAACAACUCGAUUCACAGUCACUCAUUCAAGCAAUCUCACCACUCAAAGACGUCGAUGGUCUCAACCCUCUCAAUCUUGCUCAAAUCUUUAUGGGCAAGAAAUCAAUGUUUGUUCCAUGUACUCCAGAUGGUAUCCUCGAAUUAUUACGACAAUAUGGCUUCAAAGUAGAAGGAAGCAAUGUCGUGGUGCUCGGACGCUCCAAUCUGGUCGGUAGAACCAUUGCAACCUUGUUAUCUCAAAAGAAUCUUUCAAAUCAAUCGAUUCAAGGUGGUGCUACUGUUUCCUUAAUUCAUAGAUAUUCUAAAAAUACUAAACCAGCUUUAAAAGCUGCCGAUUUAAUUAUUAGUGCAACUGGACAAGGAGGAUUAAUUAAAAAAGACGAUAUUAAAGAAGGAGCUGUUCUGAUUGAUGUUGGUAUUAGUUAUGUAAAGGAUGAAAGUAAAAAGAGUGGAGUUCGUAUGGUUGGAGAUAUCGACCCAGAAGCUUACAAAAAGGCGAUGGCAUACACACCUGUACCAGGUGGUGUCGGUCCACUUACAGUUGCCAUGUUACUCAAGAAUGUUUUAAAGGCUGCUCAUUUACAAGCUAAAAUAUUCAAACCUCAACAACAACAACAAGAAAAAGAAAAGUCUCAACAAAAAAGUUAA
Messenger RNA from Cavenderia fasciculata, 921 nucleotides. RefSeq names its product methenyl tetrahydrofolate cyclohydrolase / NADP-dependent methylene H4F dehydrogenase. Gene Ontology annotation, biological process: tetrahydrofolate interconversion. NCBI's taxonomy places the organism in Eukaryota, Evosea, Eumycetozoa, Acytosteliales, Cavenderiaceae. The coding region runs from base 1 to 921 and encodes 306 amino acids. Gene Ontology annotation, molecular function: methylenetetrahydrofolate dehydrogenase (NADP+) activity; methenyltetrahydrofolate cyclohydrolase activity. The record is from RefSeq and is a predicted model, not a curated record. Gene Ontology annotation, cellular component: cytosol. The transcript has 3 exons.